UAAAAAUAAUAAGACGAUUAAAAUUGUAUUAUUUUAUACUUUUCAACAGUUCCUAUUAAAAAUUGGUUUAAUAAUUUUUUGACAUUGUAAUACACGAUGUACAUCGAUAUCGUUCAUUCAAUCCAACUGGAGUAUACUUUCAUGUAUUAGUCGACUGCCGAAGACCCUGCAUCCAAAUGUCGUCACAAUUGAGUGUUUUAAAAAUUUGAAUACCUACAAUAUUCAAAUAUAAAUAUGGUAUAUAUAAGCUUAUGGAUAUGCUUAAAGAAUAUGCUUAAAGAAAUCUAAUAUAUUUACAUACUUGUGCAUGUGCAUUGUGUAAAUGUAUUGAGGAGAGUUCGCAAGACAUUCAAAGUGUGACAUUUAAAUUUAUCGAUAAGGACGAUAAGAGUUAAAUCAGAUGGUCAAACAUGGAAAGCCGCAAAAUAACGGCUUUUAUAAUAACUGGACCGCCAGGUGUCGGCAAAACAACAUUAGUUCGCAAAAUAUGCAGUAAAUUGAGCGAAUAUUGCAAAUUAGCAGGAUUCUACACAGAAGAGGUGCGGGCGAGUGGCCAGCGCAUUGGUUUCGAUGUGGUUUCCUUAAAUGGUACUCGUGGUAUCCUGGCACGUGAGAAACCAGCGGACAACAUACGUCGGCCCAAGUACACAAAGUUGGAUUGUUUGUUCUGUAUGUUCGAGUAGUCAUUCGUUUGUUUUUUUACGUGUAAAUCAGUGCUCCAGUAAAUUUAUAAUUUUACAGUUUCGAUUUUUUUUUUUUCACAAAAAAAUUUUCCAUCUUGGAAUAUUGAAGUCUCAGAUAAAAUAAUUUUUGUGAACGCGAAAAGAAAACAGAAAUAACAUACAUAACGCAAACAAAAAAGAAAAAAAAAGGAAAAAACAAAACAAAAACAAAACAAACAUUAUAUUGUAUAAAAUAAACCGAUGCUUUCAUUUCGUGGACAACUUAGAAUGCUGUGCGCUCCAACAAUGGCUAGAAUGCUAAAACACAUACUGCCAAGACGCCUAAAUCGCAUCGGAUUCUUCCGUUACGCAUCCUGCGAGGCUAA
This is a messenger RNA of Drosophila mojavensis, 1048 nucleotides long. Its product is annotated as cancer-related nucleoside-triphosphatase. Lineage: Eukaryota; Metazoa; Arthropoda; Insecta; Diptera; Drosophilidae. The record is from RefSeq and is a predicted model, not a curated record. Gene Ontology annotation, molecular function: ribonucleoside triphosphate phosphatase activity. The coding region runs from base 411 to 683 and encodes 90 amino acids. The transcript has 3 exons.